AUGCUGCCGUGUGCCAGAGCCUGGAAGCGCGGCAGCAGACUGCUUCAUCUGCCAUGUGCUGAGAAAGACACGUUCAUAAAUGGCUGCAGAACCGUCACAAGCCGGACCUUGAGCACCGCGAGUGACACCCCGAAGAAGGUCAUCUUUUCUGGCAUACAACCAACUGGAGUUCCCCAUCUGGGAAACUACCUGGGCGCUCUCAGACAAUGGGUCAAGCUACAGGAUGAGAGCGAUAAGUCGACCAGACUCAUAUACUCGCUGGUCGACCUCCACGCCAUCACAAUUCGCCAAGAUCCAGCACAACUGCGACAAUGGAAGAAAGAAUCUUUGGCAAUGCUUCUGGCUAUUGGCUUAGACCCUACGCGCUGCACGAUCUUCCAUCAGAGUGAUGUGCCAGCUCACUCAGAGCUGAUGUGGGUUCUGUCUUGUCAAGCAUCCACAGGCUAUCUAGGCCGCAUGACCCAAUGGAAGGACAAGACUUCGAAUGAGAAGGAAGGCAGCGAAAGGCUCAAGCUUGGGCUGUUCUCUUAUCCAGUCCUUCAGGCUGCUGAUGUGCUGGUACACCAGACGACGCAUGUGCCUGUCGGAUAUGACCAGGCCCAGCAUCUGGAAUUCGCCCGCGAAGUCGCGCAGGGCUUCAAUCAUCUUUACGGAGCCGACACCUUGGCCAUACCGGAGACUAUCAUCAGUCCUGCAAAGCGGGUCAUGUCUUUGACGGAUCCACAAGCAAAGAUGUCCAAGUCUCAUCCCAAUCCGAAGUCUAGGAUUCUUCUCACAGAUUCAGAGGAAACAAUCAAAGCGAAGCUCAAGUCUGCGGUCACGGACUCACUCGAAGGCAUCACGUAUGACCCACCGAACCGUCCAGGGGUGAGCAAUUUGGUCGACAUCAUAUUCCAUGCCGAAGACCACACAAGCGCAGGCGAAGAUGGUAGUGGUCAAGCAGCUUUGGCGAAGGAAUUGAAUGGCACGAGUCUUCGUGUGGUGAAGGAGCGUGCAGCGACAGCUGUCAACGACAUAGUCAGGCCCAUUCGAGAGCGAUAUGCUGAGCUGAUCGAGCAGCAGAGCUACCUCGACGAAGCGGCCGCUGCUGGUGCCUUCAAAGCACAAAUCAGCGCCGCCGAGACGAUCCAGAAGGUUAGGAAGGCGAUUGGGGUUGCAUGA
Messenger RNA from Zasmidium cellare ATCC 36951, 1161 nucleotides. RefSeq lists its product as uncharacterized. The coding region runs from base 1 to 1161 and encodes 386 amino acids. Gene Ontology annotation, cellular component: mitochondrion; mitochondrial matrix. Gene Ontology annotation, molecular function: ATP binding; tryptophan-tRNA ligase activity. Gene Ontology annotation, biological process: mitochondrial tryptophanyl-tRNA aminoacylation. NCBI's taxonomy places the organism in Eukaryota, Fungi, Ascomycota, Dothideomycetes, Mycosphaerellales, Mycosphaerellaceae. The transcript has a single exon. The record is from RefSeq and is a predicted model, not a curated record.